CUUGUUGUUGGAACUUGGGAGAGGUUUUGUCAUGUUUUCCACUUAACUUUGUAAGAACAACGUUUUCGAAGAAGGAAAACAAAAAAAAAGGUUAUCACAUCUACUCGGUUUCUGAAUCGCGAUUCGUAAUCUCACCUUCACAAACCUCUCUCUGGAUCAGACUUAUAGCAUAAAGUUGUUUACUUUCCCUCGCCAGAUUCUCUCUUCCCUAGUAUAAAGCAGGAACCUUUUUUUUUUUGAGUGAGAGGGUUUUGUCUGAUUCCUAUAAAGCUCAAGCCUUUAGGGGGAGUUAGAAAGGGUUUUUAUCGCCGAUCAUGGAUUCAGAGGAUGAUAUGCUCGGUGCCAAUGAUAUGGAAUCUGGAGAGGAUGAUUUUUACAGCGGUGGUGGGUCAGAUGAUUACAAUGAUAGUGAUGGUGAUGAUGAGCCUGAUUAUGGGUUUGUUGAGGAAGACGUGGAUGACUCCGUCUUGAUCGCCUCGCAUCGCUCUCAGAUAAAUUAUGUUGUUCUCAAGGAAGAAGAUAUCCGCAAGCUUCAGAUGGAUGAUAUUGGAAGAGUUUCUAUGGUCCUCUCCAUAACAGAGGCCGAAGCUAGCAUUUUGCUUCUUCACUAUCACUGGAGUGUAAGUAAAGUUCAUGAUGAAUGGUUUGCGGAUGAGGAGAGAGUUCGGAAAGCUGUUGGCAUAUUGGAGAGACCUGUUGUUUCAACCCCUGAUGGCGGAGAAGUUACAUGUGGAAUAUGCUUUGAAUCAUUUCUUCCUGAAGAAAUUCUAUCGCUUUCUUGUGCUCAUCCUUUCUGCUCUACAUGCUGGACUGGUUAUAUCAGCACAACCAUCAAUGAUGGGCCAGGAUGCUUGAUGCUAAAGUGUCCCGAGCCUUCUUGUCCUGCUGCUGUUGGUCAAGAUAUGUUUGAGAAGUUCGCUUCUAAGGAAGAUAAAGAGAAGUACUAUAAAUAUUUUCUUAGGUCUUAUAUUGAAGACAACAGAAAGAUGAAGUGGUGUCCUGCCCCAGGAUGUGAGAAUGCAAUUGAGUUUGCUGCCGGGACUAGCAAUUAUGAUGUUUCCUGCUUGUGCUCACGGAGCUUUUGCUGGAAUUGUACUGAAGAGGCUCACCGUCCUGUGGAUUGUCACACAGUAGCACUAUGGAUACGCAAGAACAGCGCUGAAUCUGAAAAUAUGAACUGGAUACUUGCAAAUUCAAAGCCUUGCCCGAAGUGUCAGCGGCCAAUUGAAAAGAACCAUGGAUGCAUGCACAUGACAUGCACACCCCCUUGUAAAUAUGAGUUUUGUUGGCUUUGCCUUAAUGCAUGGACAACUCAUGGGGAAAGAACUGGUGGGUUUUAUGCCUGCAACCGGUAUGAGUCGGCUAAGCAAGAAGGACUUUAUGAUGAGGCUGAAAAGAGGAGAGAGAUGGCAAAAAAUUCACUCGAGAGAUACACUCAUUAUUAUGAACGCUGGGCAAGCAAUCAGACGUCGAGGCAAAAAGCUUUGGAAGAUCUGCAGAAAACACGAUUGGAAAAGCUUGAGAAGCUUAGUGACAUACAAUGCACUCCAGAAUCUCAGUUGAAGUUCAUCACAGAAGCGUGGCUUCAGAUCAUUGAAUGCAGACGGGUACUGAAAUGGACAUAUGCAUAUGGAUACUAUCUACCUGAUCAUGAUAAGAAACAAUUUUUCGAGUAUCUGCAAGGGGAAGCUGAGUCAGGUUUGGAGAGGCUCCACAAAUGCGUAGAGAAGGAAUUGGAGGUGUUUCUGAAUGCUGACGGCCCUUCAGAUGACUUCAAUCAUUUCCGGACUAAAUUAACUGGUUUGACCAGCAUAACGAAAACCUACUUUGAAAAUCUGGUGAAAGCUCUGGAGAAUGGUCUUGCUGAUGUGGAUACUACGCAAGGGGGUAGCAGCAAAUCAACAAACUCUAAAUCUAGCAAGACAAAAGGCGGUGUGAAAGGUAAAGGAAGCUCCAAAAAUGGCUAAAACUCUGAUGGAAACUGAGAUCUCUCUCAGGUCUCUCUGUGCCACCAUCUCAUUAAGAAGCUAUUCACUUGGAAGUAAAAGUUAGUUAAGCUAAACUGGAGAAAUGUUUGCAGUAUUUUUAUAUUAGCCUCCUCUUGGAUUUGAAGGCACACCAUUGCACACACAAAUGAACUGUGUCUUAUGUGGGACAAGUGUCCGUAAGAGUUUGUAAUAGUUGUAUAGUAUAAAAGAAUAUUCAAUGCAAUGCCUAUGAGCACCAACUGUCGCCUUGGUUUGUGAAGAAGAAUUGUUACCUAUCUCCUUUGUAUUAGUCUCUUCAAAAGUACCUCAAGAAAUUUCAAAAUCUGCUAUUUUUUUGUGGGUUGGUUUAAAUAAUAAUAUUUU
Messenger RNA from Eruca vesicaria subsp. sativa (arugula), 2351 nucleotides. The record is from the annotation of a GenBank genome assembly. Lineage: Eukaryota; Viridiplantae; Streptophyta; Magnoliopsida; Brassicales; Brassicaceae.